Marmota flaviventris (yellow-bellied marmot) is the source of this 1423-nucleotide messenger RNA. RefSeq names its product ARF like GTPase 4A (gene Arl4a). Gene Ontology annotation, molecular function: GTP binding; GTPase activity. The record is from RefSeq and is a predicted model, not a curated record. NCBI's taxonomy places the organism in Eukaryota, Metazoa, Chordata, Mammalia, Rodentia, Sciuridae.
GAGUAGCCGGCAGAGCACAGUUGGGGCGGCCUUUCGCGCGGCGCCCACCGGCGCCUCUGGAAGCGGCCUGUGGUCCCCUGCCACCGUCCAGGCUUUGCUGACACCCUGGGACAGGUGUCAGCGUACUUCCCAAACGGCUGAGACACAGAGUUAGGACGAGGGAAGGACGGUUAGUCAGGGGUUGGCGCGACCAUAACGAGCACCCUCCGCCAGCCGAGAAAGAGUUAAGGCGCCGGCGGUGACUGCGGGCCCCGGAUGUGAGGACCGUGGCGCAACGCCUGUGGGCCGCGCUGCAGUGCAGCAACUGCUAGAGCUGCGUGGAGAUCUAAACUGGACGGACGUGGGGUGCGUUCCCCCCGCAUAGAAACGCCUGCCAAUGGUUUCUCGUUUGGACCCAGACUCCGAUUCCGGAGCAGUCUUGUAGCUGCAUCACCAAAGAGAUUCCAAAGCAGAAAGAAGAAAACAUUACAAUUUGGGACACUUAUUUGCAACUGGAAAUGGGGAAUGGACUGUCAGAUCAGACUUCUAUCCUGUCCAGCCUCCCUUCAUUUCAGUCCUUCCACAUUGUUAUACUGGGUUUGGACUGUGCUGGAAAGACAACUGUUUUAUACAGGCUGCAGUUCAAUGAAUUUGUAAAUACUGUACCUACCAAAGGAUUUAACACUGAGAAAAUUAAGGUAACCUUGGGAAAUUCUAAAACAGUCACUUUUCACUUUUGGGAUGUAGGUGGUCAGGAGAAAUUAAGGCCACUGUGGAAGUCAUAUACCAGAUGCACAGAUGGCAUUGUGUUUGUUGUGGACUCUGUUGAUGUUGAAAGAAUGGAAGAAGCCAAAACAGAACUUCAUAAAAUAACUAGGAUAUCAGAAAAUCAAGGAGUCCCUGUACUUAUAGUUGCUAACAAACAAGACCUGAGGAACUCACUGUCUCUCACAGAAAUUGAAAAAUUGUUAGCAAUGGGUGAACUGAGCUCAUCAACACCUUGGCAUUUGCAGCCUACCUGUGCAAUCAUAGGAGAUGGACUAAAGGAAGGACUUGAGAAACUACACGAUAUGAUAAUUAAAAGAAGAAAAAUGUUGCGGCAACAGAAAAAGAAAAGAUGAAUAACAAUACCUUUUAUAUCUGUGUGGAAUAGGUUUUCUCUGGUCUGAUUUUGACAAAUGGAAGAGUGUCUACAGUCUGGUUUGCGUGUCUGCCUUCCUGGAUGCUAUUAAAGCUUUGUUUUGUUGAACAAUCAGAUGCCCAAUUUAUUUGCCUUUUGGAAGAUGAGUAAAUGCAGUGCUUCUUAAAGUGGUUUCCUCUCCCUACACCAUAAAUCUAUCGGUACUACCAUUUUGGGAAGCCAAGCAAGGAUAGUAAAUUGACCAGAAAAUAGUUGUGGAAGUUUGACCUGAAGUUAGUAAAAUAAAACUCUGAAGAGUGUCUA